CGGAAACUUUAUCAUUAUGCUCUUAGACAUUAGCAACCAUACGAAAAACAGUACAAGCCAAAGAGUGAACGAUAGUGUUCAAUCAAGAAUCCAUGCCAUAGUAGAAUUUUAUUAUUUCAAUUACUUCUACAAUGUGUUCAAAAUAUAAUGCAUCUGUAAAAAAUCCAGCCUAAUUUUCAUCAAUUAGAAAAAAUAUUUGUGGAUUGAAACACGGGUAACUAAGAUAUUAAUAGUAUAGGCAGUAUAGGCCUACGUUGUAGGAUUAUAAAUGAACAAUUCCUUUAAAAGUAUUUUUUUUUUGGUGAAAAAAUCGUUAUAAUGUAAAUUUUACAAGAAAAAAUAAAACACUUAUUGUUUUCAUCGUAAUAUCAAUCCAUUUUAACUACAAUUAUUAUUAAUAAAUUUUGCUUAAUUGCUUUGCAAACCCCACUUGUAAUCAACAGAUUUACAAUAAUAAAAAAUCAUUUUUUGAUGAAGAAACUUUUGCCUUUGUAAAAGGAAUUCUGUGUUGAUUAGCCUUGUAUGCUUUUUUUUUCCAAGUGACUUCUAUUACACAUGUAUUGUAGAUUAUAUUUUUAUCAGAGAAUUCGGAGGUAAUAUUUAGUAGCCUAACUCCAGUGGGUAUUGAUAUUUUGGAUUAUAAAUUAUUUUUUUAAAAAAAAUUUUUUUUUUAAUGUGAUAAACAUGUUUUAAAUGUCUUUUUCAAUAAAUUUCAGUCCAUUAAUAUACCAUGUUUUUCAGGGGCAUUGAUUCAAUCUAUUAUUACAUUAAUUACAUAGAAAACCCCCCUUUAAAAAAAAAACUCUUAUAUAUUUGUAUGAUCUUGGGAAAUCUUGGGAAAUUUGUUCACCAAAUCUUGGGAAAUUUGAAAAAAGUGAGUGGCAGCCCUGCUUGAAACUCUUUUCUGUACUGUAGAUAGUUGACACGUAUGGAACGCAAUCAUUUACUCUUAGUUUUCAAGACAGACUCUUUGUUAUAUUCGAACUAGAAUGAAUGACCCGAUGUUAUCGGGAUAAUAAUGGUAGGUCCUUUGCGAUAAUUUCUAGCUGCUUUUGCAAAAACUCUUCCCAAUUCAUAACUUUUAAAAUGUAAUGAUUUUUACGUUUCUAACAUCAUUAAGCUUUGAUACAUGUUUAUCUGCUACAUAUGAUACGCGCGCCCUACACCCUUUCACGCUCCGAAACUAAUUUCCCCCCUCCAAACAUGACCUUAAAUUACGCAGUCUAAAUUAUCACUCAUUAUAUCAUUUUUGUCACUAAAGAAGUUAAUUGAGGACAUUUACUACGCUAGAGAAAUACUUUAGAUUUACCCAUUUUCGUGCCCUUGAAUUACAACUAUUUUCCCUCAAAAUUAAAAAAAAACAAUCUUAAAUUUACAAUAAAAACUCUAAAUAUGCUAUGAAUAUAAUUUAUAUUACAGGAAUUCUAUAUAUAUCGAUAUCUUCAUCAAAAUUUAAACACAUGUUUGCCUUUUUUAAAAUUAUACAUUAUCAGAAAAUAUUUAAAAAAAAGAAUUCUUUUAUCUAAGAAGAAUCUCGCAACUGUUUUUCACGCCUAUAUCAGAGUUGACUGUCUUUAAAAAAAAAAUUAAAUUGUUAAUCUCAUAAAAAUACACAACUCUUUACUCUUUGCUUAGUAGCAACAAAAAUAUAUGUUCAUUUAAAAAAAAAAAAAGAAAAUAUUAACCGAUCUUCAUUUGUCAUAAUUUAAUUUUCAAGUGUAUAAAAUGAUUUGGUUUUGAUAUUCCUGGAUAGACUUAUAUAAAUGUACCCAAGUUUAUUAACGCCUUUGACUUUCUUGAUUGGUAAACAUAUGUUUAUUUGUAAAAAAGAGAAUUUAACAUCUCUUUUUUCACAAAUGUAAUACAAUGGGACACGGGUCAGGAACCUAUGGCUCUAUUGAUGGCUGCAUCUGGCUUGCAGACAAACGUUCGAUUAUUUUUAAAAAAGUCGCAUUAAUGGUAAGAAAUACUCAUUUUUGAUUAGCAACAGCAUAACAAUGUCAUUAAAAAGAAUUCAGAGACAUAAUAAUUGCAUUUUUUGUGUUGAAAUUACACAAAAUGCACACAUUUACUUGAAUUGUUAGUUUUAAACAUAAUUAUGGCUGUUACGCACUGGCAUCUAUUGUGAGAAAUUAAUCUCCUAUUUUAAAUGUAUGGCUCGUUCAAACAGUGCCUAACAAAGGACGAUACCAUAGAGAAAUACACAUAAGAAAAAUACGACACCCAAAACAGUACCAAAUACAAUUAAUAAGAUUUAAUUUAGUAAUAAUACUAUUACAAAACAAAAUAAAUAUAAUUACAAAUCAUCAACUUACAGAGCAUCUGAAAAUCUGGUAGAUCUUGUACCGGUACACAGAGAAUACAAUGUGCCAAUUAAUAAUGUACAAUGACGAAAGCGAAUAACCAUAUAAGUACACAAAGAAUAAUACACGUCUGGUGAAGUUAAAAUAUAUCUCUCUGAAUCUCCGUCUCUCUCCGUGCCUGUUAUUCCUUUAUAUAUGUGGGUCUAUCGACGCGUUUAGAAACGCCCUUACUUUCCUAAUACAAUCGAGAACGUUCCAUAAGCUACUAGUAGACAUACUAGCCAUGUUUAAUUGGUAGUGCGGUAGUAAACAGGAUACUUCAAAGAAUAAGCCACGCCCACCACAAACGCUACCGUCUGCAAGGGAUCUAAUUUGGGUCAAGCAAAGUUCAAGCACGGGAACAAAGUGUACUACAUAACAAUGGUUCUCACAUAAUUACUUUUCAAAAUAUGUGGUAUCCAUGGCUCUCUCAGACAAAAAGGUUCCAAACCCCUGCCAUAGGAUUUAAAUAUAUUUGUCAUCCACGUAAAAAUGUGCAUAUCCUAUUUCCUAUUUCCUAUAAGUAUGUACCCAAGAAGGUUAAUUAUUAAUCCAAUUAAUUCAUUUGUUUUGGGACAUAUCUUGUAUUACCUUAGGCAAAAUUAACAUACCAAUAUUUGUAAAAAGAGAAUGUAACAUCUUAUUUUAUGACAAAUGUAAUACGAUAGGAGUUAACUAAGUAUGUUGUCAUCAGCAUAAGAAUUUACACAUCUUAUUUCCUAUCUCCAACAUGUAUUUACCCAAGAAAAUUAAUUAUUUAUCAAAUUCAUCCUUUCAUUUUGAGACUUAUCUUGCGCUACCUUGAGAGAAAUGAACAUACACAUAUUUGUAAAAAGAGAAUGUAGCGUCUCUCUUUUCACAAAUGUAAUACCAUGGGAUUUAAAUAUAUUGUCAUCAACGUAAAUAUGUACACAUCCUAUUUCCUACCUCCGAUAUGAAUAUACCCAAGAAGGUUAAUUACUUAUCAAAUCAAAUUUAUUCCUUUAUUUUGAGACGUAUGUUGUGCUGCCUGGGGCAAAGUGACCAACCCCUUCCCCCCCCCCCCCAGAUUUAAAUAAAUGUACAAAAUCAUCCACAGGAUUGUAGUCCCUUCCAUACCAAAACUAACAUAUUUUGCAUUUCACAUGGUUCGUUCUUAUUUGUAUGAGGUAUAAGUGGAUAUGUGAAUGCUAUUUAGCUAUGGAGUUGCGCUGCACUGGUUGGCUUAAACCGCAUUUUCUUUUUAGAAUUAUAUUGAAAUGUUAGUUUUUAUUACGUUGUAAAUUUAAUAAAAGUAUAUUUUUUGAAAAAAAAAGGCAAAACUUUUUAAAUGUAAAAAUUUACAAAUUAAAUAUGUGUGUGUGUGUGUUUGAUUAACAAUUUAAAAAGCAAGCAAUUGUAUUUAUUACUUUUACUCUUAAGAAGGGAAAAUACAUCAGUGUCACUGUGUGGGGGAGGGCGGAGAGGUGUAGUCACAGUGUGUGUGCCCCUCCCGCCUCUCCACAUCAGUGUCACACACACCCCCUCCCGCCUCUUCCUCGACUUCCAGGAUGGAUUUUUUUUUGGUUAAAAUAAGUCCACGGCACGAUAAUGAUAACAUCAAAAACAAAAUAAUUGAAAGUCAGGAGGUAAAUAUAUUCAAGAUCUGUAACUUGUACUUUGAAUCGCCCGACCACGCAUCGUAUUUGGUUUAAAUGGAAAGCUUUAUUUCGAGGAAUUUAAAUAACUAUAGCCUCCUGUCACUUACUAAAAUAACCAAACACUUCAAUUGGCGUUGAAUCAUUGUCAAAACGGUGUUAAUUUGGCCUGAAUAUAGAUUCACCUCAUUUUUGACGCAGCAACCUUGAACGUGUAGUGGGCAAUGUGUUCUUUUUAAGUAUGCAAUUUUUUGUUCAAUUUGGUGUCACCCCCUGAGACGGUGUCACCCGCUGCGGCCCGAAGCCCCCUACACCCCUAGGUACGCCACUGCUGUGUUGCACGGAGAUUCGAAAAGAUUCUUCUAUAAUAUUAAAAGUAGAGAAAAUAAAAAUUUGGAUUAAGUUGAUACUACCACUAUGGUUUUUAUAAACGUCAGUCCCAUUUUUAGUCUCCCAAAUGUCUAGUAUAUAUAGGAAAGAGCUCAAUGGAAACAUUGAUGCUCAGUAGGGUUGUUCGUCGCCGAUAGUUGCACCAUAUUUUGUUAGAUAUAUUUGACGCGUAAUAAAUUUAAUUGUCUGUGAACAAACUCAAAGAUAAACACAGAGUAAUCAAUUAUUGAUGAAAACUGUUUAACAUUUCAUAGCGUUGAGUUGAAAUGAGAAAACACAUAUACAAUUAUGAAAAAAAAUAUUGGAAACAAGUGGGGGAAAAUGUUUAAGAUCUUAGUAGUUCAAAGAGAUUUCAGACAUCACCGGGUUGAACCACUCGGUACAAUAAAGUAGUUAGACCACCACGGCGUUCUGUGUGACGUCUCAAAGCUCCACUCAAGGCUCUCGGAUUUUCUAUUUGUUACGAGAUUAUAAAUUGCUUCUCAGGGAGUACCCAUAACCACGAAGCUAAAGACGAAAACUAUCAGCCAGUUUGUGAGAACGCUCGAACACAAGAUCUUCUGAACAUCAAUUGACCACAAGAUCUUCUGAACAUCAACUGACCACAAAAUCUUCUGAACAUCAAUUGACCACAAGAUCUUCUGAACAUCAACCAACCACAAGAUCUUCUGAACAUCAAUUGACCACAAGAUCUUCUGAACAUCAACCGACCACAAGAUCUUCUGAACAUCAAUUGACCACAAGACCUUCUGAACAUCAACUGACCACAAGAUCUUCUGAAAAUCAACUGACCACAAGAUCUUCUGAACAUCAAUUGACCUCAGAUCAUCUGAACAUCAACCGACCACAAGAUCUUCUGAACAUCAACUGACCACAAGAUCUUCUGAACAUCAACUGACCACAAGACCUUCUGAACAUCAACUGACCACAAGAUCUUCUGAAAAUCAACUGACCACAAGAUCUUCUGAACAUCAAUUGACCUCAGAUCAUCUGAACAUCAACCGACCACAAGAUCUUCUGAACAUCAACCGACCACAAGAUCUUCUGAACAUCAACUGACCACAAAAUCUUCUGAACAUCAACUGACCACAAAAUCUUCUGAUCGAUCUUUGUCUUACGCUCCUUUUGUUGUUUUCGCACACUGCUUUUAAACUGCAGUCGUGCGUGUGACAAGGACUCUCAAAAUAUUUCGAACUGAGAGCCAUAGUCAAGUUUGUUGGUUCUUUUGUAUUUCACACAUUCCUAGGCCUUAACUUUACAAACUAUUGUUGUUCACAACCAGCUCCAUCUCAAGCCACCUACACAUAAAAAAGAAAGAAAAAAAAAAUACACACAUCCGAUGCAAUUAAAAGCUGUGUGAGAAAUUCUUUCAAAAAUUAUCCCACAUAAAUUAGCAUUAUAUAUCUGCGAUUUGUUUUUUUCAAGCGCAUUGUAUAUAUGACAAAGCUUUUGAUAAACUGAAGUUAUUGGUAGAGAUGCCACCAUCUUUUUUUUUAAAAAAGGAUUCAGAAUUUCAGUACCCAUAAAUAUUUAUUCGUGAAGGUUAACUUUAAAUAAUAAGGAUAGCCUGAAAAGACCCCAACGAAAACCAGAUUUCUAACAAAUUUCAGAUUUUGUAUUUCUUUGGAACCAGGGCUAUUUAAAAUUUAAAUGAGAAAUGUAUAUUUAUUUUUUUUUUAAACACAAAGACGAAAUGUACAUAGUUCCUAUAGUCCCUAUAUAAAGUUAAAAGAAUUUGUUUAAACUAAAAAUUUAACAACGCAAAGAAGUUAUACAAGGAAGAAUGUAUCAAAUAUCUAUUUUUGCCUGGUACGAACACCUCCAGUUUAUGCAUUCAAUCAAACUGACAUUCUUAAUAUUGUUACGAGAACUUAAGUGUAUUUUUUUUUUUUAAAUAGGUUUUGCUAAAGAACAAAAAGGGUUUUGGGGAAGGGGAUUAAAAUUUUGAAAGUGUUUCAUAAUGUUAAACUUAAAGAACGUAGAUUAAUUAUAAAAAAAAUACAAUGCUGAUAAACAAGGCACAAUCAGGCACUAAGUACAAAAGAAGUAAUAAGUAUAUUUUACUCCCCCCCCCCCCAAAAAAAAAGGAAUGGAAUUAAAUUUUUUUUAAAAUCUUCACCAAAUUAAUAAAAAAAAAAAUACAAUGCUAAAAAACAAGGCCCAAUCACGCACCAAGUAAAAAAAAAGUAAUAAGUAUAUUUUACUCCCCCCCCCCCAAAAAAAAAGGAAUGGAAUUACAUUUUUUUUAAAAUCUUCACCACACGUGUCAUCAAGAAACCUGACAUUGUUUACAAGAAAUUGAAAUAUAGGGUUUGUAAGAAAUUUGUUGUAAACUUUAUUCGUAUCCUGCACAUUAGGACUACAAUAAUAAUAAUUUUUUUUAAACUUCUUCGUACAACUUUGUUUGUAUGUCUAAUUUAUAUAUAUAAUUUUUUUAUUAUAUUUCUAUUUUUUUAAUUCUUAAUUUAUUGCAUUCUAAAAUAACAGGACUUGCUUUUUUAAAAAUGUUAUUCUGCUUUCUCAAGUCCAUUCUAACAUUAUAAGAUUUUUUUUUUUUUUAAAUUUAAUGAAUAACUAAUUUGUUUUCAACGUGUUGAACAUUAAAUUUUAUUUCGUGAAGAAAACCCGUCAUAAGAUUUUAAAACAUUCAUGCUUUUCUACAGGUCUCACGUGUGAGACUCUGGGCUAAAUUUGGGCGACUUUAGAAAAAAGAGGAGUUUAUUAAAAAAAAAAAUGUAAAUAAUAAUAUAUAGCCAAACAUGACGAAAUAAAAAUCAUUCCUCUCGAAUGUCAAAAUGUCUUUUCCCAAACCAUCGCUAGCAAUUUCCCGAAAAAGAAGUACACCAUUUUGCCAAUCGCAUUUUGCCGGGAGUGCAAACUUCAAAAAAGACUGCUCUUUAUUCAUACAAUUUUGAAGUGUCCGAAUUUUCGUCUACUCAAGCAUCAGAAAAGUUUAGUAUGGUGGCCGUCUAGAUUACUUCUCGUAAUUGUAUAGUCUUGAGAGCGAGAUGAUGCAUUCAACAUCAUUUGAUAUGUAGUCAAAAGAUUCUUUCCAUUGCAAAUAAACAUCCAAAUGUAUAGUCGAUGAAGAAAGCAAUCCUAGGCGAGCAUACACUUGACCUUUAGACGUGACCUGUACACUUAACGUUGUGACAUACACACACAAAAACAACAUUAAAAAAAAAAAACCUGGGAAUUUUUUAUUUUUUUACGAAACACCAGCCAAUCAGCUAGGUCCUUCCAGGAAGACAGAUCUAAUAUAGAUGGGGCCAAGAGCUGCCUUGACGCUCUGACAAAUUGAUCGGUGUGCAUCAGCUGCUGUCGGCAUCGGUAAAGAUCUGAAAACUUAAUAUCUCAUGGAGCGAUCUCUACGGGGUUCUGGAAACAUUUAAUGCGAUGCUUAGCCAUGCUGAGUAUCUUUUAAAUCCGCUUCAGUAAAAGUCAUUUCAUGUACAAAGUGUUGGUUUACCGGUUUACUAUGGCUGAACUUAUAUCCACACACACAUAUAUAUAUAUAUAUAUAUAUAUAUAUAUAUAUAUAUAUAUAUAUAUAGAGAGAGAGAGAGAGAGAGAGAGAGAGAGAGAGAAAUCUCACAUAGAGAUAGGCUAAUAAAUAUAAAGAAAAUAUACUAUAUAUAUAUAUAAAAAACAGGAGACACACCACACUCGUGUGUAGUGUGUGUAUAUGUUUAUUAUAUGUCUAAAUAUAUAUACACACACAUAUAUAUAUAUAUAUAUAUAUAUAUAUAUAUAUAUAUAUAUAUAUAGAGAGAGAGAGAGAGAGAGAGAGAGAGAGAGAGAAAUUUCCCAUAGACCUAGGCUAAUAAAUUUAAAGAAAGUAUACUUUAUACAUAUUUAAAUAACAGGGGACGCACCACACUCUUGUGUUCUUAUUAGUACAGUGACUGGUGUUGUUUGUUAUUUGUGUUUUUGUUGUUUUACAAUGACCUUUAAUAGUGGUUCAAUGUCAAAUUAAUCUUGGCCACUUUCCUGAUCAUUUUACUGUGAAUAUCUCGUCGCAUUUCCUUGCCAUCUCUAUUUAGUCAAAGUCACACUCCAAUGGAGAAGCACAUUCUUGAAAUAAUGAAAGAUUUAAAACUAGAUAACGAGACAGGAAAGGAAAAAAGGAAAGUACUUAGUAGGUUGUUUUGUUUUUUUUAAAAUCUGUUCUACAUCUCAUUUCGGAUUCAUUUGUAUUAAACUCGAGUUGAAGUUGAAUAGUAUUAUCUCAUACAUUUCAUCAGUUGCACGAAAUAAGAAUCAGUAGUUAGUUGUGGGCUUCUGUUUUUUUUUUUUUUUUUUUUUUUUUUUUUUUUUUAUUUUUUUUUUUUUUUUAUUUUUUUUUUUUUUUAUUUUUUUUUGUUUUAUAAAAAUAAAAUUUUUUUUUUUUUUUGGGUUUUUUUUUUUUUUUUUUUUUUUUUUUUUUUUUUUUAAAUUACUUAGCUCUCCGUUAUUUUUUUUUUUUUUUUUAUUUUUAUUUUUUUUUUUUUUUUUUGGUUUUUUUUUUUUUUUUUUUUUUUUUUUUUUUUUUUUUUAAAUUACUAAGCACUCCGUUAUUUACAAUUUGAUAAAAUAAUAUGAUCCACAUAGUAAAUGAUAAAAUUCAUUCACAUUUUAUUCACACGAUGCUGUACACGUUAUCAUCCGCAUUGUUUGAGACAUUGGUUAACAAAUAAUUUGUAACCACUACUUCAUUUUAAAAGCUUUUUAAGGUAAUUAUAUCUCCAAAUGCUCCUACUAUCCAUAAUUAUAUCAUUUUUUUCAUCCAGUUUUCUACCUCAAAGCUUGAGACGCCUUCAAAAUGUUUGACAACGUCUCUACGACAAACACCGUAGCCGGCCAAAUCACGCCAUUUGACCUAGGAAUCUCGUACUGGCGAGAGUUUCUAGCUGCCUUUUACAUCUACUGUGUCGUCAUCCCACCUCUCAGUGUUUUCGGGUUUGUAGGAAACAUUUUCUGCUGCAAGAUUCUGGUACGAAGUGGACUGGGACAACCCUCUAACAUCAUUCUUUUCGCACUGGCUAUCGCUGACAUAUGUACUGUACAGAUCAACGUUGCACGGAUACUGUACACAUACGCGCCAAGCGUCCAGAAUAAUCUGUACGGCUGGAUGACCGAUUACAACACGGCCAUGUGCGCGUACCUGUACCUGGUGGCCGUGACCUUUAUUCAUAACGUCGGGGGCUACACCUCGGCGAGUUUCUCCGUCGUCAUCACGAUCGAGCGGCUGAUUGCCGUGUUUCUUCCGCUGAGGUUUGCCAGUAUCGUCAGCCCUGUCCGCGCCUGGCUGGUCGUCUCGGCAGUAUACCUGUUCUGGAUGCCCUGGUGCUUGUUCACCGCAACUCUGUACAGGUUUAAUUACGCGAUGGUGCCCUUCUACAACACAUCCGUCGGCCGUGUCGCGUACACGGACUUCUUCUACGCAAAUUUCGAUAUCAUCACUAAUUUCAAUUUCAACAUUAUCAACACUCUUUCAACGGCGGUACCUCUCGUUUUCGUCACGGUCGGCUGCAUCAUUGUAAGCGUUAUGAUUAAGGUGAACCUGCGCAAACGACAAAAGAUGACAUCAUCCACCAAGAAGACGUCCAGUACCCACACCACAGCAACACUUCUGGCGAUCUGUUUCAUGUUCGUCAUCUCCCAUAGCAUCCUCUACCUGUGUGACCUCAUCUCCAACAGCCUCUUUGACUUUAGGGACAAAUCAUCAUCAGGCUUUUUCAUUGUUUUGGUUAUCCCUCUCCAAAACCUUCUUAAGACCAUCAACAGCUCUUCAAAUUUUAUCAUUUAUAUCAUAAUGAACCCGAAAUUUAGAAAAAUCUUCAUAGAGAUAAUCACAAGAGACACUUUUAAACGUAAAUUAAUUUAGCGUAAUAAAAUUUCGAGCUGAGAGUAAAACUAAUAAAUUUGUUUACUUUCAAGGCGUUAAUGGAACAAACAACUGAUUGAAUGAAAGAAACGAGCAAAUAAUUACGAAUUAAAUAACUUUUCAUUGCUGUAGUUUUGUAAACAUCUUUACGAAUGUAAAUUUGAUAAUGAGGAGGGAAAAAAUGAUCAUUUUAAUGUUGUGAUCUUAAUACAUAAACAUAAAUUUAGAGAUGAAUAAAUAAGAUCUUAAAUUUUGCACGCGAUUUAUUAAGUUUUGACUUCAGAUUGUAAUCACUUAA
Molecule: messenger RNA, 10512 nt
Organism: Lymnaea stagnalis (great pond snail)
Lineage: Eukaryota; Metazoa; Mollusca; Gastropoda; Lymnaeidae
Source: the annotation of a GenBank genome assembly